CGGGAGGGCGCUGAGAGGCGGCCCGAGUGGGGACAUGGAUGGGGGAAGUCUGACGCAGACACCAGUGGCAUUCCACGAACUUUUUUGAGCCCUGAAAUGAUGUUUUCACUCUCAAAAGGGAAAAACAAUUGCAAAUCGAAAUUAAUAAGUCUACCAAAAUAACCUCUCAACUGGUACAUAAGCCAUAUAUUAUGAAUCACGAUGUGGGUUCAUUUAAUACAUUUUAUACAAUUUGGAGUGGGGCGAUCAAGUCUGAGUGUUUAGGACCCUUGGAGGUCCUGAAAUGGCCUUGAACCGAGAAGGGUUUGGGUUGGAAGCGAGGAGGUAGUGUCAGCUGGUUUGCCUUUCUAGGGAUACCAAGCCGAAGGCGUUGGCCCCUGGGAGUACCAAGUCAGGGAUACUGCGAAAUUGACUCCUCUAGGUUUUUAGAAAGGGACCAGAAAUGUCAUGUGAACUGGAGAUUAAAGGGUGGCUAAGUCGCCGUGGGUUUAGAGUACAGGAUAAGACAUCAGGGAAGUCCAGGGUCAGGGACCUUAAAAGGUGCAGAGGAUGGUACCUCAGAGUGCACCCCCUUUAGUAAACUGAGGCCCUAAGGGAAUACCUGAUUUAGAGUAAGGUAUCCCAGGGUGGGGUUUAGACUACAUUGCAAACCUGCAUCUUGUAAUUGUGGAAGCAACAUAUCUAUGGAGUUGUCUGGUGGGUUUCUUUGGGGCUAGUUUGCCUCUUUCUUAUUAACCACAACAAAGGAACCUUAAAGAGAACUCAACUUCUGCCAUUAAAUAAUUACAUCCAACACAGGAAAUGGGAAGGAUAUUGACGGACAUAAGGAGUCUGUUUUUCCCAGAACGUGAUCAGUCUAAAAGAACCACCAAUGUAGGAAUCCUUUCUUUAGUUUCCUCCAUAAAUUAUCUACUUGUCUGGGACACUUUCAAGGAUGGAAAAGACUUAAAACCUUUACUUUGCCAAUUCAGCUUCAUAGUCACUUUGCAUCUACAUAUUGGUUUGUGCCCUCUCACGACCAGAUCAAGGAGAAAGAUUAAACACUUUAAGAUGAAAAAAAUUGACCUGUGUUUGAGCUCUGAGGGGGCGGAAGUGAUUUUAGCUACAUCAAGUGAUGAAAAACACCCUCCUGAAAAUAUGAUUGAUGGGAAUCCAGAUACAUUUUGGACCACAACAGGAAUGUUUCCCCAAGAGUUCAUUAUUUGUUUUCACAAACAUGUAAGGAUUGAAAGACUUGUAAUCCAAAGUUACUUUGUGAGGACGUUGAGGAUUGAAAAGAGCACCUCUAAAGAGCCAGUUGAUUUUGAGCCAUGGAUUGAAAGAGAUCUAGUCCACACAGAGGGGCAGCUUCAAAAUGAAGAAAUUAUGGCCCGGGAUGGCCACGCCACUUACUUGAGAUUCAUUAUUAUAUCAGCCUUUGAUCAUUUUGCAUCUGUGCAUAGUGUUUCUGCAGAGGGAAUAGCAGUCUCAAAUCUUUCUUAGUCAUUGUAACAAAAUACACUUGCAUGAUUUUUAACAAUACAUUUAUUUAAACAUGAAGUUGUCAUUGAUAUACUUUAUUAAAGGGACUUGUAUCGA
Molecule: messenger RNA, 1578 nt
Organism: Lynx canadensis (Canada lynx)
Lineage: Eukaryota; Metazoa; Chordata; Mammalia; Carnivora; Felidae
Gene: IFT25
Product: heat shock protein family B (small) member 11
Exons: 8
Coding region: 802-1482 (226 amino acids)
Biological process (GO): intraciliary transport
Cellular component (GO): cilium; centrosome; intraciliary transport particle B
Source: RefSeq, a predicted model, not a curated record